This is a messenger RNA of Hydractinia symbiolongicarpus, 13658 nucleotides long. RefSeq lists its product as uncharacterized. The record is from RefSeq and is a predicted model, not a curated record. The transcript is spliced from 4 exons. NCBI's taxonomy places the organism in Eukaryota, Metazoa, Cnidaria, Hydrozoa, Anthoathecata, Hydractiniidae. The coding region runs from base 348 to 2849 and encodes 833 amino acids.
UUUAUCAAUUUGUAAAAUCUGAAUCAAUGGGACCUUCGAUAGUUUUGAUUGCCACAAAAAUAAAUACUCAGAAAAGAACCAUCAACCAACUCAUUUUGAGAAGAAUUUUAAGAAACUAUAACAUCAAUUUUUUUCUAUAGCAGCCUGUUUGUAAGCAAUUUUUAUAGGCUUUAACUACAUGAAUGAUGAUACCAUUUAACUAAAUUGGAUUUUAUCACAAAAAAUCAUUUGUGGCUUUUUGAUUACUAACAAUUUAUAGAGUGACAAAGGUGGUAUCUUAAUUUUCAGACAGCUUGAUGCGUCAUGUUAGUGUGUUUUAUAUUUAGGUCUACACGUUAACAAAAAAAAUGACCAAGUUUCCUGAAAUAUCAUAUUUACUUAAUGAAAAAAGGGAUGCAUCAACAACCAGCAUAGUAAAGGUGUUAAAGAAAACAACCAGACAACUUUUUGCUUUCUGUAGUGAAGAUGAACUCAUAUUUUUGACUUAUCCAAAAGAAAGGAGUAAAGCCAGACACUUGAUCAAUGACAGUGUUAGCAUUCAGGAGAUAAAAGAAUCCUUUCAAGCAAAGAAUAGAAACCAGAAACCUCAAAACUAUUGGUUUAUAAAGUUCAAUGAUACUGUUUUGGAUUUUUGUUUCAAUAUUAAUGCAGAUGUACUGUUUGUUCUAACAAGUAAUGGUGAUGUUUGGCUUGUCUCUAUUGAUGCUUUAUUUAGCAGAUGUUUUCAAAGUUCUGUAGAAUCCGAUAUUUUUGCUGAUUUACUUCCACAGAACCCUUCAAACUCGGGAAUAAACAUCAGCAGUUUGAAAUCUCUUUUUCUUACGAUGGAAGGAGGGCUUGUCAUGAAUACCACUGAGAAUGACUUAUUUUUGCUUUCAGCAUGUGGUAACAAAUUGAAUAUUUUAGUUUCAAGCAUCAAAAUUCAGUCACAAGCUUCAAAUUUAAAGCAAACAAAACAGCUUUUUGAUUCAAUGCCUCAUAAACACAUAACUUUAUAUUUUCUAUCUGCCAAUAAAACAUUUCCAGGAGUUAUCACUGAUCAAAAACUGUUUUCAGACUUGUUUUUAAACCAGUUGGUAUUAACCUCGUUUGUGUGUUUGUUUAGCACAGAUGGAUGCUUGUUCUAUGUAUCGGUAACAGGUGAACGAGGUAUCUCUGAUGUCCACGUUUUAUGUGAAUUAAAACAGCCAUUGAAAUCUUUAAGUUCAAUGACUGUCAAAAAUGCUACAUGUGAUAGUUUUGUAAGUUCCACCUGCUAUGAUGAGCCUGGAAAAGCAAAAGUUGAUAAAGCAAUAGAGUCUUUCUGUGAUAAAGCUGUUGAGAACAACAUUUUACUACUGGUUGGAGUUUCAGGAAAAACAGUAUCUAUUUUUAAUGAUGGACAAAGAAUUAUUUAUUUUGGAAAUCAACUCCCGUCUCCUGUCAAAGCAAUCACAACAAGUGAGGAUAUCAUAAUUCUCUCUGAUCUUACACAUGUUUAUAUGUAUAAAAUGGUAGUCAAAGUGCAUUUGAUACAUGUAAAAGGAGACUCUCACAUGCAAUUUCAUCCUGGACAUAUAUUACAACAGAAAGUACCAAUAAUAAAUAUUGAAGCUAUGUGCAAUUUUAGUUCAGAAUUCAUGCUUGUAUAUUGCAUUAACACAGAUAAAAAAGUAAUGGAAGUCCAAUUCCAAACUUCAGAGUAUAAGCCGAACAAUGGAAGUUUAGAAACAGUUAUUAAACAACUGCAAGAUUUAGAUACUGAAUUAAUCAACGUCGAAAACAAGUCAUCUACCAUGAACCUCCUUUUAUUAGAAAUCCAAAUGGUGACAGUUAUAAGUUAUGCUUUGCAACGACAAGUCAAAUAUGGGCAAAAUAUAUUGUUUGAUGUUCACAUUGAUACACAGCUAUUAUUUACAACAAACGAACAAAAAUUGCUCGUAAAUUGUGACUUCGUGAAUGAUUCUAUGCAUGUUUUCCAUGGCAAUUGGAGUAUCACUAUCAAGUGCCAACACAAGUAUUUAAAAGCUGCCUCCACAGAACCACUACAUAUCCAAUCUCAAAAUGAAAACAUUCCUUUGCCUUCAGUGCAGUCGAAAAGCAAGUGUAAAUUUGACUUUUUAAUUAAUUCCAGUUGGUUAAAAUAUUCACCGAUUGUAUUGCACUUUUAUUUAAACUUCACUUUUGAGGAUAUUUGUAACAGAGCUCAAAUCGACAAAGAGUUCAACAGUGUGAGUUUUUAUAUAAAAAGCCAUGAGAUAAAUGUAAUUGAUUUCUGUAAGCUGUCAAAAACAGCAAGCCUAUAUUUACCCACACUUGCAAAUGGAGAGGAUCAACGUCUAAGCAGAGAUAUCUUAUUUUUUCGGAAACUGCAAGUAGCAGAUGGACAACAACUACUGAAGCAGGAUAAUUUUGAAUUUUGUGUUCCGUUAACACCAAAUGUAGUUCAGUAUAUCAAGAUAUCGCAAAAUUCAGAAGAAACAAAUAUUAAACUGUUGAUAUAUAAAUAUCUUCUUCACAAAGAAUGUGAUUUUUCUUCCACCAAUUCUUCUAUCACUCUUAAUCAUGUAAAUGGAGAAGAGGCAGAAAUUAUUCUAAAGGAAAGAGACAACAGUGCAUAUGAUUUGUAUCUCAAGUCAAAUAAUUUACCUUUUCUUGCUUCACUUCAUUCUCAUAUCUUAUCAGUAUUACAGGAAUGUCCAACAGAUCUUAAUGAGGAUGAUGACUGUAGUAAAAGACUUCAAGAGCUGUCGAAACGUUGCACAAACCUGGAAGAAAGUUUGCAUAGUGGUGAUGCUGACAGUACAAAUGAAGAAUUUUUAUCAGAACUGAUGAGUGUUUACACAGAGUUACGAUGUACAAAGCUAUGAAAAAACGUUUCUAUGAUGUUGGGUAAAUCUACUUCAUUAUAAUUUUAUGGGUGUUUUUUUUUGUGAUACGUGAUUUAGCCAUGACUUCCAAUAUUUUCUUUGUUUUUGUGUUUACUUGAAUGUCACCUCUGUUUGGGGAACCAAGCUAUAAAAAAAUAGUUAUUAAUGUUUUUUUUUUUUAUGAAGCAGGUAGAGCUGUAUUUAUAGCUGAAUUUUUGAAGUUCACAGCACAAAGAAUUUUGUGUUAGUAAAGAGUGUUACAAUAAAGUAUUAUUCCUUCUUAAUUUCAUGUGUUUUUUGGUGGUGUUUGCAAUAUUGUGUAUUAGAGAAAACAGAACGAUGCACAGCUUACAAGCAUUCAUAUUUAAUUAAUACUAUGCUUGUUAUACAAAAGUUACCUGCGCUUUUUUUUAAAUUCAAAAGAUUGUUGUAUGAUCUCUGCAACUAUGUUUUGUUUCAUACCUUCUCUUUGAUAACACUAUCUGAAAAUUAAUGUAUUGGAUCCAAAAUUUGUCAAGAUUUGCAAUCCAACCCUAUUUUGGGUUAGUCUAAAACACAUGCGCGAGUCCACCUAGUCAUUUCAGACUCGCAUAAAGAUAAGUAACACAACUCUAUUUUUUUAUUGUUAUUGUUUUGCUUCAUUCUUAAACAAAUGACAAGAUGAAAACAUAUUUGAAAUAAUAUAACCUCUACAAAGUUUUUUUUAUAUAAAACCAAUACUUUUUACACAUGGAAAAUAAGUUUAGUUUAAGGAAUAACUAGAACAUUUAGUAAAUUUAAUCUCAUUAGUUUUGUGUCUCAGUUCAAAAAUAAUUAAAAACAAAGGCAAAAUGAUACCGUUAUGCUUCAAAUAAACGCCAGGGCGUUUAUUAAAUUUUUUGACAUUUUGAGGGAGGGGGGCUUCCUAUUCGAUGUGGGCGUUUAAAAGAGGGGGACGUUUAUUAAAUUUUUUACACUAUGUCUCUUUUGCAGUUUUUAAGGAUACCUAUAAUAUAUAUGUCUUCACAACAGAAAAUAAAAGAUAUUUACAUGUUUUAGAGAAUGAACUUCAAAAGCGAAAAGCUAAAUUUCCAACCUUAAACCUAAGAUUUAGGAAAAAAGUAAGUAAGUAUAUAUAUACUUUUACUAUUGCCUCGUAUAAACUCCCUUUAUGAGUGAGGUGCGUCUAUUCGAGGCAGGCGUUUAUUUAAAAAAAUCACUGAAAAGCAGUCCUCGUCAACACACGCCCACACACGCCUUGUUUGAAUGUUCCCGUGCAAAUCGCACACCAAAAUAAAUAAUAUUCUAUUCAAUAAAAGCGUACGGGAAUAAUAUACAGUGCUGAUUGCAAGUAAAGCUACACAUCUUUGAGAGUACGAGUACAAAUAAAUGCGAGUAAAAUAAUUCAGAGUGAGAGUACAAUGCAAGUGUGAGUAAAAUAAAUAAGAGUAAUCUUUUUAAUAACAAGAGUACGCAAUAAUUAAGCUACUAUAACAUAAGACAUUAAUUUUAAUUCACCAUUUAAUUUUUUUUUUAAUUAAGUUCCUCUUUUGAAAUUAAUAAAUAAAUUUUAAAGUUCAACUUUUUCGUCUUUUACUUCUUUAAAUGCUUUCGCUACCUUCGUUAUAUGAAAUCACUUCCAGCAUGUUCUUUCGCAAGCACAGAGUCAGCAUGAUAUCUAAUUAUAGUUAUGGUGAUCAAUUGCUACAUGCAGACUUUGCUUUCUGAAUAUUUUUCAACAAACAUUGCUUUAUAACUCAGACAACAAUCAGUAUAAUUUUAAAAUAUCGCCAUAGAAACAGGACGUCGCAAAGCUUGUUAUUGUUUUGUUUAAGGGGGAAUGUUUUAAGAUUGAAGCAACAAUAAUAAGGUGAGGGAUUUUUUUAUAAAAAAAACAGUUUAAUGUUUAAUGAUAUAUUUUUUUUGAAAAAUAUAAAAAUAAAAAAUAUUUACAUCUAAAAAAAUAUUUACAAAAAAUUUAUUAACUGAAGGAGUUUUAUGACUCUAACAUGCAUGUUUUAUAAUUUUUCUUCAUUCUGUUGCUACGUCGUAUAAUUUUUCUUUUCAAAAUUAAUGAAUAAGGAACACAUCGCACAUUUUUGUUUCGUCGCAACAAAUUACCUGUUUUUCAAAACAUGGCAAAAUUAGUGUUGCUGUAUGCGAGUUCUAUGAUUACUCGAGAAAAAAAUGGAACAAAAAUGAGCAUAUGCCAUUACACGCCAUAGAAAAUUAUGUGCGAACAUCGCACGCCACAAAAUGAUUAAAAAGUAUCAUGACGUGCGAAGCUCGCACGCCAGUAUUUUUCUUCCUGACGAGGCCUGGGAAAGGAGGGGCGUCUAUUCGAGGGGGGCGUUUAAUAGAAGAGGGGCGUUUAUUCGAGGGGGGCGUUUAAUAGAAGAGGGGCGUUUAUUCGAAGCAUUACGGUAGUUCAACAAAAUAAAAAAAACAACGAUUUUCUGCUGUAACGAAAACAAAAGAGUAUUAAGCAAAGUAAUUAUUAAGUCAGUGUUGUUACUCUUCACCACUGUCUGACAACUCAAAAUGCAACAAUUCUUCAUCCAACUUGGUUUUUUUAGUUCCAAUUUAAGAAUUUUAUUGAUGCGUCUUUUGCUUAAUUCCUGAUCGGACUCACCGUCUUCAUCUAUGAAUCUCUCGAUGUUUUUCGCAAUUGAUUUUUUUCAACCAUUUUUAGAUUUUAGCGCUUCUUUUCUUGAGGUAACCAUUAAUAAAUCUUUGAUUUUCUCAUGGCCAAGGCACCCUCUCCAAUCUGUAAUAAUACACCUAACAGUGCUGAAUGCACGUUCUACUAUAGCGUUACUAAAUGAAAAGCAUAAAAGCAAUUCCACCAGCAAAAAUAAGUUUGGAAACACUUGAUGUGUCUCAAUGUACGCACUUGCCCAAAAUCCUGAGGGAUCCUUUCCGCACUGUGUUGCAUCUUGGUAUCAAAAUUUGAAAUUUUCGAACUUUUUAUGUAAAUGGCAACACAAGUAAAUCCUGCCUUUUCUAAGGUUAUCUGUACAAUAAAAAAUGUUUUUUAGAAGGACAGUAAACAAGAAAAAAAAUAGCAACAAAAGUGAAUAAUACAAACCCCGAACCGGCGAAACAAGCUUUCAACAUUAUUCUUUCCAAAAUUUACAAGGGUCAAUGCCUGCUCUCAGGUUCAACAAUCGACACCCAGUUCCUAUGAUUCAUCCAAGAUAUCUUUCUGAAAACGCUGGACUCAUCGGAAAAUUCGGAAAAUCUUUUACCAAGGAUUUCUUAUAACGAAGAGAAUACUACAGUUCUUUGAUGGCUAACUAAGUUUGAACCUGAUGCAGAUCAGGUUCAACAGCAAAAAUAAAUUUCUCGUUGAAAUUUUUAAAUUUUUUUGUUUGUAGUGACUUAGCCAUUAAUAUGACUGCUUGGUAGUAGUCAUAUUUUCAUAUAUAUAUAUUUUCUUCAAUAACCAUGGUAGCUGUUGCUAAUUGAUCAGGGGAUGUACUUUCAAAAAAGUCAGGAGUAGCCUGCAUGGUUGUUAAUUUCAAGCAUAAACCCUGAACAAUAUUUGGUGAAUCUGAUAUAGACUUCCCGUUUUUAUCAGUCUGUACUGCAAGAGAAGCAGAUGACAUCCAAUUCAGUGUGUCAGCAUAUGCAUGACAAUGCAUGUAAAACUCAAAACUCAAGAAAUAAGUAAAAUUUCUCAACCAAUUGGUAGAUUUUUCACAUUUUUUAUGUUUCUUGUGUGUCAGUGCUCUUUUAUGUGCCAGAAAUUGGGUUCCAAAUGGUUUAAAAGUUGAAACCAAAACAACGCCAAUCUGCUCCACUACUUUUUGCAGACCAGUACAUUCCUUGGAGUUUUUUUGAAAGUGAAGGAAAACAAAGUUAAAAAUCCGUCUAUGUCACGGUAAUGCUCAAAGAGAUAGUCACCACAAGCUAAUUCGAGACGAUAUGAAAAGUACUUACUAACCAAUCUGUUAUAUUUUUCUAUUUAGCUAACAACCUAUUUCUAUGUCACUAGCUCCAUCUGUUCCCGCGUCAAUAAUCUGCAUAACAUAUUUCUCCAUUUCUAAUUCCAACUCUUGUAGCUAAAGGGGUAUCAUCAGUACUCAGAAAUGUUGAAUUAAAAAUCGUUACAAGCGACUUUAGCGUAGCUUAAUAUAAGUUUGCUGCAUUUACAGAAAAAUAAAGCUUUAAAGUAAAAAAAUAUAAUAGUUCAAUUUUUGGCUUGCAAUGGGGGGCUGUUCGAAGAUAUAUUAAUUCAUCCUCAUAUGUUACUUUUUUUUAGCAGCCUGUAACCCAUCAAUAAGCCAACUGCAGAAGUUAGAUUUACCAGUAUUAAUUCCGUAUGGAUUUCAUUACGCAAUUCUUCCACAAUUAAAUGGAUAACGACUUGCAACUAUUGUUAUUAUUGUAUACCACAGUUAAAUGCGCUCCAUUGUCAUUGUUCAGUUCUAUUAGUUUAGUUGUUUAGUUCUAUUAAAUCUACAAACUCAAUGAAAGGUUUUUCUUUCCUGCCAAUAUAAAGAGCCGUACCAAAUAAUGGCGUUACGGCCUUUAACACACAUUACUUCGAUGUCCCAAAAAAAAAAUAUACUGCUCUGAGAUGAAAUAGUAUAGAUACACCGGUGUCUAUCCUUAUGCAUUUUGUGUGGCCAGCGGAGUUAAAGUGUCGCUCAAAAUUAAACUUUGGCAUCCAACUGGAACCCUGUAUUCCAUAUUUAUUUACGUCGCCACAAAUUUUUCCUUUGUUUAGAUACUUCACUUUGUCCACAUUUUUUUUACAAAUUUUGCACUUAGCGCGAUUUACAAAUGUGGCAUCUUCAUUAUAAGUUGAUUUCAGAUUUUUUACAAAUUUUUCUGGCCAUUUUAAAAACGUAAUUUUCGUUGUUGUUGUUUUUGAAUUUGUUCCUUGCUCUAUUUUCAUUUACAAGAUGAAGAUUUGCUGUGCAAAGUGAUGUUCCAUUCCCGUAUUCAAUUAUUCUUAUUGUAUCGAAAGGUGAUAUUUUUAACUGGCUAUUAAUAAAAGAUUUUUAACACAAACAGCCAUGUACGUGACAGGCAACAUACAGGUGAUUAAUAUCAAGUAAGAAAAACGUUUUUAUUCUUCUUUUUUUAACACAAAAAAAUAUAUAUAUAUUUCUUUACAUUUAAAAUUUGUUACAUAGUCUUUGGGGUUCUUUCUCAUUCAUUAAAUUUUUCUUACCGCCUUUUUCUGCGAACAGAAAUAAUUAUGUUGUGUGAAUAGCGCUUUUUCUAAUUUUUCCUUUAGAAUAAAAGUAAAACUAUAUAUUGUUCAAAAGAUAAAACAAAUUGUCUAUAACAUUCAUCAACAUAGCAACAAAAAACAUAUUUUACUUUCGAAAGUAUGUUAGGUUUUCCCCCUGACCGUUAAAAAAUACUAUCCUCAUGAAAACUGCGAAACAAGUGCACAAAUGCUGUGAACAUGGCUAAGUUUAAUUCCAACAAAAAGCUUUUGGAAGAAAAUUCAGAUAAACCAAGGAAGUUUCGGCAGACAAUAAAAAACAUCAUGCCUUGCAAAUCCAAAGGAACGUCCUGUAGAUCACAUUUUCUUGAAGACAGUUGUGUUAAAGCUGACACUCCUGUUCAAAAAUCUAACUUACUAAGCAAUUUCUUUUCAAAUGUUGCAAUGACUUUAAAAAAGAAAUCCAUUUUCAUGAAAGAUUUAAUUUGGCGCCAACCAAACAAAGUCUAACCAAUAACGACACAAAGGUUUGAUUUUAAAUAUGUUUCUAAGUCUUUCGUAGAAAAGGAAUUGAAGAACUUAAAACGCCACAAGGCAACUGGUAUUGAUAACCUUCCACCAGCUUUGAUAAAAGAUAGUGCUAAUGAAAUAUCACAACCGCUAUGUUUCAUAAUCAACUUGUCACUGAGUACAGCAGACGUACCUACAGAAUGGAAACACGCUACUGUUACACCAAAACACAAGUUGGGACCAUCUACCAAAGUUGACAACUAUCGUCCAAUUUCGAUUCUACCAAUUGCCUCAAAAAUCCUUGAACGAGCUGUGAGAGUUUUAUCGUAAGGGGGCAGCAACAGUGCUUGCAUUUAGAGGGCAAUAGACUGAAUGGAAAUAAAAGACUAUAAAACAACUUCAACAUUUUCUUUUGUCUUUCGACAAACUAAAACCAUAAAUAACAGAAGAAUACCCAAAUCGAGUAUAAUAAUACUAAUAUAAAAACACAGAAUGAGCGUAAAAAUGGAAUACUGAAAAAAAAAAUAGUAAUAAAAAAAACGAUACUAAAGUCCAUCAUGUGUUCAUUAUGCGUGCGAAUCGAUCAAUCUACCAAUUAAUGAAUACUUUUGCUUCGACUUAAAAUUCACGAAGUAAACAUGAAUGUACACAAAUUUUAAUGAAAGAAACAACAACGAAAAUAUCACUUAUGAAAGGGAAGGAUUUACAAAAAGUAGGAACUCGCCUGUUUGAAAUUUCUUGAAAUCUUGCAAACGUAACACAACAAAAGUAGUAACAAAAAGAGUUGAAAACUGGUACUUCAGGUUUGAAUCCUCAAAAGUCGCAAGCACUUUUAACACAACAAUCAAUGUAAAAACUGAAGAGAAAAGGAGCAGACAGUUCAGACUCGAUACUCAUAAAUGUUAUUAUAUAAACGAUAAAUAUAUACAUGAAACUAUAUACUUUGUGAAAUGUAUAAACAACUAUGUUGUUUUGUUUUUCUUCCCUAUAUUAAUUAGCAUUGCACUUGUAGUUGUUAUCAAGCAAUGUUUUUUGAAGAAGUGAAAAAACAAACGUACAAUAGGAAAGAAUAAAUCAGGUUGUUUCUAUUCGAUUUGAAAAAUCUCAAUAAUGCAAAACCCUGAACUGAUUUUCAACAGACAACAAAUCGAACCUGGUUCUCGUAAAAUCUCAAAAAAAUGAACACAAUAAAUGUAAAAAUUUAAAAUGUCACUACUAGGGUGAAAGCAGUUGAAAAAACUAACUGUUUGACUCGAGCAUCAUCAGAUAACAAUAACUUCACUCUUUUUGCAUAAAACUUACAACAUUGUCUGACACAUUAACUUGCAUGAGAAAUUGAACAUUCAGCAUGCUUCUUGCAACCAUCUUUGUAUCAUCCAAGGUUACUUCAAAGCAAGAUGUUAUUAUCUCGCCAGGUGCACAAUAUUCCUGCCUUGCUUUUGUAUUGCUAUUCAGUAACGUAAAUGUAACAUUAGUUUUCUCUUGGCAGAGUUCUUUCACUGAGAUGUUUUGACAUUUUUCGCAUUCAACCGAAUCUUCUUCAUUUGCUUCCACAGUGUGCUUGCACAUGCUGCAACGCAAUUGAGGCAAAAGCGACUUAGUAUUCACUGAAACAAUUUUACCCGUGACAGCUGCGGAUGUUGAGUCAACAAGGUCUUUCUCGGUGAAACUUUCAGGAUCCAACGAGACUGACGCAGUUAUUGUCGAAGAAUCCAUGGUUUUCAGUAACCGCUGUGAUUGAUAUUUGGAAACCCGAAGAUUUCCAAAACAAUAGACAGUUUUGUCUUCAACCUUGUCAACAAGGUCGCCAAAUAACUUGCACGUUGUUUAUCGACUGUCUUUUUAAUGUCUGCCGUGGCUUCGUCAUCAACAUUUUUUUGAACAUAUUGAACUUCAAAUGAGCAAUUCUCAAAGUCUGCAAGAUUUUGUCGAUAAUUUUUUUUAUUAUGGCUUUGUACAUCACAAAGCGACUUGAAUUUCAGUAAUAUGGAUGAACCAUCGGGGCUGAAACUUCAUGACUAUCUACCGUGUGUGUCAAAUAGAUAAAUGGACAUUUUUUCCCAAAUAAUCGAAACACUAUAUCCAACAGCUAUAAAAAUUAGACCGUUUCCAACAGAGGCAGAGUUCAUGGCAUUGUGCUGCGCAAAAUAUCUAACAUCACCUAAAAAACCUGUGAACUUAUCCCCCAACACUACAGCUACACACCGUUGUUCAAUGUUUACAAUAGACGGUAAUUCUUCAACACUGAGAGGCCGGUAUAUUUUAACAUUUUUAAAGUUAUCAUAAGAAAAAAUCCUAUCAAUAAGAAAAAAGCUCCCGCGCGACAAAACGCGCGCGCUGAGAGGGGGAAAUUCUGUUCGCGCGAGCGAUCUUACAGUUCCAAAAUUAAGACAAAAAGAGAAAAGAAACAUUAAUUUCUGAAGUCGGGGGACGAUUUAACCAGUGAACCCCUGAACAUUGGAGACUCGAAAGCCUUUAUCUUGACUUCAUUCGUUACGAAAAUUGUAUCAUGUAUAUAUGUUAAUCUCUUUUUAUCUACUUGUGGUGCCUAAUUAAUAUAACAAAAUUCUAUUUUUUUUUAGGUUUGUAUAUAUAUUUGAAGAUAACAAUUUAUAGAAAGUGUUUCAUUAUAGUUUUACAAAUAGAGAUCGUCCUCGCUGUCCCAGCUCUCGUCACUUGAACAACUAUCAUCAUCUGAGCGGUCAUCAUCAGUUAUAUUAUCGAUACGGUUUGGUUCUGACGUAUUCAACUUGAGCCGCCUGCGUUUUGCCAUGUAGAGCACUCUCGCUCUUUCGAUGAUUUCUUCCCGCUCCUGAGGUGACCACAGAUUAUCGUUGCCAGAAAUGAUCAAAGUAUCCUCCAAUGUAUCGUGAGCCAUUGAAAGUCGCCGGUCUGAUAGAAUGGAAGUGACAGUACUAAAGCACCGUUCAACACUGGAGUUUGAUCCGGAUUUCUAAAAUAGAAAAUACAAUCUCAGGAAUUUAGGAUAUUAUCACUCAGCUACAUAACAUGGAAUCAAUCUAGGCGAGUGAAAAAUCACUCCACAGAGGCCUCAUAUUUCAGAAUUAGGCGCGUGUUUGCGUGUGCGGGAGCGAUCGCGCGCCUCUUAUUGAUAGGCCUGAUUUCGCUUAAUUGCUGACCAACAUAUUGACAAUAAUGAGUUACACAUACAUUGAAUACCUGCAGUGGACCCAAAUUUUUGAUCACCUUGAUGAAAUGAACCUGAUGUAGAUUUUAUAUGGAUAGGGGAAGGGUCAGCAGAUAGGGAAGUUGCCAUAAUAGAGCAUAAAAUAUUUUGUUUACAAAGUUUACCAUGGAAGGCUGACAAAGUUUAUCAUAGAAGGCUGAAUAAAGCUGAACAGUGCUGAGGGACCAGCUUGAAAAGACAGAUGAUGUCAAUUUUCAAACACUAAGUCAAAAAUGAUGAUUUUUGUUCGAAAGCUGAUAAAAUAUGAUAAAAUGAUGUGAUCAAAAUGUUUUAAGCUCCAAAAUGACUUGAUAAUCCUGAAACCAUAGUUGAAAGACUAAUACAUACCAAAAAUCCACAACAAAGUAUAUAAAAACCAAACCAACUUCAACAACGUGCAAUGAGUUUCAAAAUGGCAGAGCUUACCAGCCAAACUUUUGGCAGAUCCAACAUGUGCGCAGGUCUGGACCUGUGGGCGCGAUAGAAGCGCGCAUUGCGCAAAAAUGUAAAAACGGCGCGCCAUCUAAAAACUUUUUAUUCCCGAAGUUGCCUUUGAAACACUCACCAACCUAAAGGUGUGAGUGACUAAAAACAAUUGUUUUUUGUUAUUUACAAUAGAUAUGUUUCUUCAUAAUAUAUCAUAUUCGCAUGUGAAAGGAUAUUUUUUCAUAAUUUGCUCUAGCCACUUUAACGCUUUCACAUAUCCCCUUGCUUGAUGUUACGGGUAUUUCAAGUCCUAAAUCAGCCCAACGAUUAACUUUCUUUCCAGUAACAGUACAUAAUAUGGUAGAUCCAGGCAGUAAAAGGAAGUUUGAAAAAGCCUUGCUCAAACCCAGAGGAGCACGGCCUACAACAUAUGAAUUACGCAUGAUGGAAACAUCGUAAGUAUCAUGAGGAUUAUCAGUUUUUCGCGUACAAACCAAUAUUUCUCCAUCAAAUGGAUUCCAGAUGUUCAUAUAUACGUGGUAACCCCUUGCAUACGAAUUGAAGGAAAAAUAAUUUGCUUCGCAAUAACACGUGGCAAAGGUUCGUUGAUAUUGUUAGUCAUUUGUUUAAGCAUCAUUUCUUCUUUGCUCAAAACAGUAGAAACAGUGAUAUGAAGUAAACCAGUUCUUUAAUAUGUUUGUAUCAAGAAAGUAUUUUGCAACAUGUUUCUUCGAACGUUCGAAUCAGAAUAGAAACACAAGAAGCCGAGGAUGAUUUUGAUAUUAAACGACCAGAGUUAAAAAUAAAGUCAAGUCAGGAAGCCUUAUCUAUUGUAGAUGAUUUGAACAACUUUUGUGAAACAAUAGGCGAUGCUGACUUAGUAAGUGCUUUGAAUCUUGUCACACUACGAAUUGAAGCAUUUAGGCUAAAAAAUGUUUCACAAAAAAAAAGUAACAGAUUAUUUUAGUAAAAAGUUGUAACAUGAUUGUAGAUUGUACUCAUAAAAUCAUGUAUUUACAUGAGUUUAUUUUAAUCAUGAAUCAUUCUUUGAGGCCCUUCCACGACCAGACUUUUUGAUAAAAUAAAGGAUGUUCAUAUAAAACCUCCAUACAUCGGUCACCUCUAAUGCAACGGCCACUAAGCUGGGUCCCCCAAAGUGGCCGCUAUUAGAGGUUCCACUGUAAAAUUGUCAGUGAAACUUUUCCACGUGGUAAGAUCACAAGAGAACUUUUUAAUCUCGAUUCUUGGGAGCUUUAUUGAUGUGUUGUUUACACUUUUUCUCUUCCCUCCCAAUUUUCUUCUUUUCUCUUCUUUUUCUGCUCAAUGAUAUAUUCGUUAAGUUCAAAUAAAUACUCUUUUGACUCUACUUCAAAGUUCAAACUUUCUUCAAUAAGUUGCUUUAAGGUUUCUUCUUCGGUAGAAAGGUCAAUUAUUUGUUCAUAUAAGUUCUUAACAUAUGUGUUUUCCAAAUAGUACAUCUUUUUCGUAAUUUUAACAUCUUUUCUUCAAUAGAUAUCUAUCGUGG